Messenger RNA from Kickxella alabastrina, 511 nucleotides. RefSeq lists its product as uncharacterized. Lineage: Eukaryota; Fungi; Kickxellomycota; Kickxellomycetes; Kickxellales; Kickxellaceae. The record is from RefSeq and is a predicted model, not a curated record. Bases 93 to 473 code for a protein of 126 amino acids. The transcript has a single exon.
GAUUACUUCAAGUUCCAACACAUUUGGCCUACUAUAAUCUCAUUAAACCAAAUAUCUUUUAUAUUUAUUAUUCAAUCAUCCGUGAUCCGAGAAUGAAGUUCAUCUCACCAUUCCUCCUGCUCCUCGCUACCGUCUUUGCAACCCUCGUUAUGGGACUGCUGGAAGCCGAGAAAUAUGGUCUGAAAAGAUUCACUGCGAGAUACAACGCCAGCAACAAGUCCUACAAAGAAGUGCAUCCGAUUCUCCUACAGCUCUGCGGCGAUCUCAGAUCAUCGGGUCCAUGUGCUGAUAACGAUGAUGCUAUUUUUGGAUUAAUGGGAUACCUUGAGUUGUUCAAUCGUGACUGGGAGGUUCCUAGAUAUGCGGAUUAUACUCAAAUGGUCAAUGAGUUUAACAGCGCUCUUGCUGCGUCCGAGUAUGAUAAAAUAAGGGAAGAUUAUGAGAAGUCUAAAGCCGACAAUCCAUUCAACUAGACAGUCUGGUGAAUAGAUUUUAUUUAAUCACUUUUUUU